AUGACGGCAACUAAUGAAAUGAUACCAGUCAAUGCUAGCUAUGCUUCUCUUGCAUCCAGAACUUUAGAUUGUAUAGCCACUUGUGGAUCCAGCGGUGGUUACAUAGCUCCUCCUAUUGUACCUUUUUGUACAGAUGUUUCAGCAUCUGUCGGAACUACAGUUGGACAACGUCUCGAUACAGUUAGCAUACAAACUGGCUCUGAUUUUGCCGUCGGUUUUAACGAUUCGUCUUGGCGUGAAUUAGCCCAAGGUACAGGUGCUCCUUGGUCUAUAGCAACUCGUAUUAAUCUCAUACCGAGAUCUGAUACGGGCUUUUAUAAUAAUGCUCCAGUAGCUACCAUGAUGUCUCCUGUGAAUAUUGUGAAAGAUCAACCAACAAUUAUCAAGAUACCUAUUGGUGAUGCUGAUGGUGAUGAUCUUCGGUGCCGUUGGUCGACAUCUACAAGUGGUAUCGAUGAAUGCGGUGGAACAUGUCCACCUAAUUCUCUUCCAGCAAAUACCACUAUCUUUCCUAACUGUACUAUUAUCAUAACCGGAACGAUCGUAGACAAGUGGUAUGCAAUUACGCUUAUGGUAGAGGAUUUUAUUAGUAGUUCAAGCAUGACACCACUGAGUGCAACACCAGUUCAAUUUCUUGUACACGUUGUUGCUCCACCAUUAUGCUCUAUUCCACCUAAAAUCACUGGUGUACCUAUUGAGCAAUCUUGCACACCGAUUCUCGUUGGUCAAACAUUUACAUCGAUCUUAUAUGCUAAAAAUAGCUGUGGUUCUAAUGUGACCAUUGUCGAUAUUGCUACGCUCUCCUAUGCUGGUGUCCUUAAAAGCAGCAUAACAGUAUUAAAUGAGACGACGUAUUAUAAGGAUUUUUCAUGGACACCAACGGCUGCUCAAGUUGGCUAUCAAGUUGUCUGUGCCAUGGCUUUUGAUAGUCAAGAUUCACAAUCAUCACAGUACUGUUUUAAAUUCUAUGUAUCCGUACUUGGUGUAUGUGUUUGUCCCGAACAUCGACUUCUAGUACCUCAAGAUCUACUACAACGAGUUCAACGACGUCAACCUCUCGUACCACAUCUAGUUCAACAACGUCAACUUCAAGCACAUCGACUUCUACAACAACUUCGUCGACGUCAUCAUCAUCAUCAUCAUCAACAACAUCUACAACAACCUCUACCACGUCUACAACGUCUACAAGCACUUCAACGUCGACCACAACAACGUCAACUUCAACAACGUCAACAAUAG
Molecule: messenger RNA, 1239 nt
Organism: Rotaria sp. Silwood1
Lineage: Eukaryota; Metazoa; Rotifera; Eurotatoria; Philodinida; Philodinidae
Source: the annotation of a GenBank genome assembly